This is a messenger RNA of Drosophila elegans, 673 nucleotides long. It is a transcript of the gene gdl, whose product is annotated as gonadal protein gdl. The transcript is spliced from 3 exons. Lineage: Eukaryota; Metazoa; Arthropoda; Insecta; Diptera; Drosophilidae. The coding region runs from base 1 to 585 and encodes 194 amino acids. The record is from RefSeq and is a predicted model, not a curated record.
AUGACAGACAUUACGGCAAACAACGAGGGCAAUUCCAAUAGUAGUGAGGCUUUAGUAGAGCACCAGCAGCCGACACCGGAAUUUCUGCAGCGAAAAAUAUAUUUUCUUGUUGAUCAACUGCGCUCCUAUCACUCGGAACUUCCAGAAAACCUACAGACGCGAAUUUCCUAUGAUUUACUCACCGAACUGGCGAAUUGUGUGCUGAAUGAGGGGAUUUUUGUGAUUGUUAAAGCCCUAAUGGAAUUGCAACACGAAACCGAAAGACAUUUGAUCAAAAUGCGAAUGCAGGUGGAAAACGAGUAUGAAAUUGAGGUGGCCGAGUGGAGGAGCAAAAUCAAGGAUCCCGAGGAGCUUCACCACAUUUUGGGCCUCAUGAAAAUCAAGCACACGAAGAAACUGCUUGAAUCAGACAAGAAGAUUAUUGAAAUACUUGAUCAAAAGGUUAACGACCAACAAUCCACCCUUCAAAAGGCCGGAGUUCCCGGUUUUUAUGUCACCGAGAAUCCGAAGGAGAUCAAGAUACAAAUGUUCCUGCUGGACUUUAUUUUGCGUUUGAGUCGAUUGAAAUACGAGCCCAACAAAUGACCACUAAUUAAUAAUCCGGAGACCACAAAAGACUGCACUUGACUUGUUUAAAUUAGAAUAUAUAAGGCAAUUAAAUUAUUAACCCUGA